CUCAAUUCUAGUUACAAAAAAAUCGGUUAAAAACAACACAAAGAGACAAAAAGUAUAUUUUAUUAAUUAAACCAUGAUUAAGCCUUGUGUACGGUGUAAGAAUCAACGGGGAGACAAUGAAUUGAGAGAUAUUCGUGGAAAUGAACAAAUUGAAGGACAAAUCAUCGCAAAUUUCCCAGAAGUUCUUGAAAUAGAUGAAAAUAAUCCAAUUGAGGUGUGUGUCAACUGCUUGAGAGAAUUAAAUGAGUUAAAUAAUAAUCCUGAGCCAAUCAUAAGCAAGUCUCAAAAUAGAUCCAGAAACGUGUCAGCAACAAGUGAUUCAGUAAACCUAGCUGUUGAAAGUGAGAGCAUCCAAAAUAUUUCAACAGCACCAUUAACUUCAUCAGUAACAGGAAAGGUCGAUAUUCCUCCAUCUAUAGAUCUUGAUAAGCUUAAACAGCCGGGAGAAAUUGAGAAGUUAAUUCCAAACGAUCGAAACAUCCAGCAAAAUGUGAGACGAUUGUUAUCACAAGCAAUGCCAGCUGGAGCAAAGAAACGAAAGCUCCAAGAAAUGCUAGAAAAUGGACCUAUUGAAAAUGUCGAGAGUUCUCGACAGAGAAGUAUUUCAAAUUCACAGUCAAGGACUGCUAUCGAGCAACGAAAUGGACAUGAUUUUGCACAGGAAAUGUUUAGAAAUCUUGCAAAUCGAUCGACAAGAAUCAAUAGGACAUACAGGAACGAUACAUCACAUUCAUCAAAUGAUUCUCAAAACAGUUUAACUCCUUUCAACGCCGUACCUGAAGUAAUCCGAAAUUUGAGUUCGCAAGCUGUUGUCAAUCCAUCUCAAGAAGUCACUCUGCCUCCUCAAACUCCAAUAAUAAGCAACAGGACACAACCAUCUCAGCCUCAACAAUCUCGAUCUCAAGCAGUUUUUUAUGAGCAUGAUUCAUCAUCGGAAGGUAAUCGUUCAAGCGAUAGUGAGCCAAGACGACGAGGCUCAAAAAGAAUUGCAUCCAGAAAUCCGAGUGUGGCCAGUAGCGAUAGUCAACCAGCACGGAAAAGUAGAGAUGAGGCCGCACGAAAAAGUAGAGAUGAACAAGCAGCACGGAUAAAUUCUGACAGACCAGGAAUAAGACAAAGAAAUGAUGGAAAUGACCACUCAAAUUUAGCGGCACCAAGACGAAUUAAUGUAGAUAUUCCAUCAGCAACACGUGUUCAACAUUCUAGAAAAAAUAUGAAUGGAGGAUAGCUCCUUACUGCUUAAUAUUGCUGUUAUUGGGUUCUUAGUACUGGAAAUUUUGGUGGUGGUUUAUUUAUGUAGAGCCCAAAUGCUUGUUAUUUCUCAUUUUAAUUUUAAGCUACUUUAAUGGAAAGUUAGUGCUUAAUUAUGCCAAAAUAGCUGAAUAAAGAAAGGAACCGAAAAUGUGUUAAGCUUAAAAUUCAAAUUUUGUAACGCCUUUUUGAAAUUCAAAUUUCUAUCGGU
Messenger RNA from Chironomus riparius, 1462 nucleotides. The record is from the annotation of a GenBank genome assembly. Lineage: Eukaryota; Metazoa; Arthropoda; Insecta; Diptera; Chironomidae.